Messenger RNA from Moesziomyces antarcticus, 1473 nucleotides. Its product is annotated as prim-pol domain-containing protein. The transcript has a single exon. Gene Ontology annotation, biological process: DNA replication, synthesis of primer. NCBI's taxonomy places the organism in Eukaryota, Fungi, Basidiomycota, Ustilaginomycetes, Ustilaginales, Ustilaginaceae. The coding region runs from base 1 to 1473 and encodes 490 amino acids. The record is from RefSeq and is a predicted model, not a curated record. Gene Ontology annotation, cellular component: alpha DNA polymerase:primase complex.
AUGGCCUCCGCCGCAGUCAUGGCGUCCUCGUCGGCGCUUCCCGCCGUGCGCCCACCUCCUCCCGACAUGGACCUGGACGAGGACGACCUUCCCGACAACGCCUUCAGUGCCAUUGACGAGCGCGCCAUCGAGGUGCGCGACUCGUCCGAUCCCAUGUCGAUGCUCAGUUUCUACCGCCGCCUCUUCCCGUGGAAGCAGCUCUUCUCCUGGCUCAACCACGACCUGGCGCACAUGCCGGCCACCAAGUGCUUUACGCACCGCGAGUUUGCCUUUACGCUUCAGAACGAGGCCUAUCUGCGUUACAAUUCGUUUUCCUCCGCCGACGAGCUCAAGAAAGAGGUGUGUCGCCUAAACCCGGCGCGGUUCGAGAUCGGGCCCGUGUACACGGCCAAGCCCAAGGACCGCAAGACAGUGCAGAAGGCGUCGUUCAAGCCCGUGCAGCGCGAGCUGGUCUUCGAUAUCGACAUGACCGACUACGACGAGGUGCGCACAUGCUGUUCGGGCAAGGGCAUCUGCAAGCGUUGCUGGGCGUUUAUCGCCGUCGCGGUGCAGGUGCUCGACCAGGCGCUGCGCGAGGACUUUGGCUUCAAGCAUCUGCUCUGGGUCUACUCGGGUCGUCGUGGUAUCCACGUGUGGAUCUCGGACCGCGAAGCGUUUGACCUCGCCGACGACGCGCGCAAGGCCAUCGUCGGAUGGCUCGAGGUCAUCAAGGGCGGUGCCAGCCAGGUGAAAAAGGUCGAUGCAGGCUGGAUGGGCAGUGCGGGCGGCAGGAGCUUGCAUCCGAGCUUGCGACGCGCCAUCGGCGGAGAGGGCAGCGAGAGUGGCCCACUCAAGCUCGCCUUCGUCGACACGGUGCUCAAGGACCAGGACUGCUUCCGCACACCAGAGCAGUGGGCGGUGCUUCUUCAGCUGCUUCCUUCCAGCGAGGCCGAGGCGAUCGAAAAGCUGCGCUCCAAGUGGGAGCGCGCAUCGAGCCGAUCCAGUCUGGAAAAGUGGCAGGACGUCAUGGAGUGUGCGCAGCGUGCGGGUGAGUACAAGAGCCAGCGUCUCUGGCGACCCUGUCUGGAAGACAUCAUCCUCCAGUACACCUACCCUCGUAUCGACGCAGAGGUAUCCAAGCACCUCAACCAUCUGCUCAAGUCGCCCUUUGUCGUGCAUCCUGCCACGGGCAAGGUUUGUGUGCCGCUCGAGCCAUCCAAGGUGUUCGAGUUCGACCCGGAUACCGACUGCCCGACGGUGGCGCAGCUGCUGCGCCAGCUCAACUCGUACGAGGCCGCGCACAAGGACGACCACCAGCCCGCCAAGAGCAACUACAAGAACGACGAGGCGGCCAGCGGGAGCGUCAAGCAGGACUGGGAAAAGACGAGCCUGCGUCCGUUCGUGCAGCUGUUUGAAAAGCACUGCAAUGCAAUUGCCAAGGAGACCCGUGCUCUGCGGAGGGCUCAGCAGGAGCAGCAGGCCACCGACUUUUAG